Molecule: messenger RNA, 1592 nt
Organism: Culex pipiens pallens (northern house mosquito)
Lineage: Eukaryota; Metazoa; Arthropoda; Insecta; Diptera; Culicidae
Product: UPF0605 protein CG18335-like
Exons: 6
Coding region: 450-1544 (364 amino acids)
Source: RefSeq, a predicted model, not a curated record
GUUGUUGGUGCCGCAACCUGAGCUUAGUACUUCCAAAGAGAUGCACCACAAAACGUGACCGUUUUUUUGUGACAACCGUGCCGCGAAACACUGGGAAGGUUGAGGGCCUCAUAAAAAGGCUAAAUUCAAUCAAAUCGAAUCGUUUGCCGCGAAAUCCCAAUGAGAUUCACUUCUCGUACGAACUAAACACGUGGUGCUUCUUCUUUGCGAGCCACAUUUUCCGUAUUUGUUGUUGUUUUAUCAGCAAGGCGCAGCUCAAGGACGAGCAUGGUAUCGGCAACGUGGUUCAGGGAUUCGCGGUGGGUGGUGCAAUUUGGCGCGAUCGAAGUGAAACAAAGAAGGCACUUGAAAUCGACAUAAAAGUGACCUUCUAUUAUUCAUCGAUGGCUGGUGGCUGCUAGUCGAGUGCCGCCGAAUCGUAGUCGGCUGCGAGCUGGCCGUUGACGCGGAUGCGAAUCAGUUGUGGAAAAGUUUCGCUUUUUGAGAGGAGUGAAAAUAUCGGGGGAAAUUCAAGCAGUACAUUCAAAUUUUGUGUGUUUUUUUUUAUUGAAGUAGAAGAAGGCGAAAUGAAGAUGCCGGCGUUAAAUGUGGGACACAUAACCACGCCGGAGCCGCAUUAUAUUCCUGGCUACACCGGAUACUGCCCGCAGUUGAUGUACAGGAUUGGUAACACGUAUUCCUCACUUUCCCACCGGCUUUUGAUUGACCCUUCAGUUUCGCACUCGGAAAAGUUAAUUUUAUCGGAUCGAUCAACGGACGAGUACCAGGUAACCCGUCCAACGUUGAGGGAAAUCGACGCCACCGGAACCAUUGUCCCGCGGCACGAGGAUGAAGACCUGCGGGAUACGAUCUACCAAAAGCCGCUCAUGCCCGGUUACGAGGGCUACAUUCCGCGCACGCAGAGCAAAUACGGACGCCGGUACGCUGUGGUCACCUCCGAAGGGCUCAGCGAGUUUGAGCGGGAAUGUUUGCGAACGCGAACUCAGAUGAAAAAGCUUAGGCAUCGGACUGCCCAGCCCAUUUCCACCAUCUCGGAGUACAGCUUGGGGGAUCGGAUGAAGUUUCACAAAACGGACUACCGUUUCCCGCUGGAGGCCACCCGGCCAGACGCCUCGGGUGUCUGCAAAGAGGUCCCCGUCGAGAAUCUGCCACCGCUGCCAGAGCUGCCCUACUCGCGCCACACCCCGCCCCACUUUAUGGAGAACGGUGACAACGAAAAGUACACCAAACUAGGUUACACCGGCCACAAACCGUUCCUGUGGCCCCGGUUCGGGGAGGCCAAUGUUCCGCUGACGAAAAAGUCGAUGUGCGACUUUACCAACAGCUACCAGCAUCGGCGAAACACGGAGUGGGUUCCGAUCGCUCCGGCGGGUUCGGGCACGUGCCAACCGAGCGCCCAGGUUAACGAGAUUUACAUGAAGAACAUUGGGCUGCUGCCGAGCUACAAGGGGCACGUUCCUGGGGCGAUGUUUAGGUUUGGCAACACCUUCGGAAAUGACAGCAAAGAUGCAAAGAAGGUUCUGAAGAAGUGUUACGAAGAUUAGUUAAAUGCUUUCGGAACAGUAAAUUUUACGACAUUUUUUGUGAUAAAA